Molecule: messenger RNA, 1035 nt
Organism: Nannizzia gypsea CBS 118893
Lineage: Eukaryota; Fungi; Ascomycota; Eurotiomycetes; Onygenales; Arthrodermataceae
Exons: 6
Coding region: 1-1035 (344 amino acids)
Source: RefSeq, a predicted model, not a curated record
AUGAUAUGGACCUCGGAAGAAACGCAGAUCGUGAUUGCGGCCGCGAUCUGUACCCUUCAGGUUCUCAUCCGCUCCUUUGUGCGUAUUGGCGGGACGUUGAAAUGGUUCUCUACUACGCAGCAGCAGAGGUGGCAUGCCGAUGAUACCUGGAUGGCCGUCUCUCUCCUCCCGUUAUUUCUUAGAACCAUAUGCAUGUGCAAGAACUUUUCUUUCGAGCAACCGCUCUCAAAGGAGGAUGAAGAAUCAUUUCAAAAACUUGUCAUGGCGGCCCGCGUGACUUAUGCAAUGUUUCUAUGGUGCAUGAAACUAUGCCUUCUCCAGUUCUAUACUCGACUGGAAACCGGGUCAAUCCGAGUCCAUCGGGCUAUUCAGCUUCUACGGGCGUUUAUAUUCCUAACAUUCAUCAUUAUCAUCCUUGCGACAUUACUUGAAUGCCGACCUAUAUAUGUUGCUUGGAGACCAGAGUAUACCCAUCAUUCGUGUCGAAAGGGAACCGUGAACCUCCUUUGCAUGGCAUCAUUGAACAUAAUAACUGACCUUGCGCUUAUUCUAUUUCCAAUACCACUUCUCUGGAGGAUGAGUGCUCUUAAAUUUCAGACCAAGGUCCAAUUAACCCUCCUUUUCCUUGUUGGCACGCUGGUUGUAGCAAUUACCAUCACCAGAAUACCUCUGAUUCUCAGUCAUUCGGUCUCCCAGCAGUCUCGAACUCUGUGGGCCUCAGUUGAGAUUGUCUGUUCGGCAGUCACAGCCAACGCGGCAUUCUACUACGCUCUAUGGAAAGAAAGUCAUCAAUUCUUCCAUCGCUUUGCGCGUCCAGCAGAUCAACUCACUUCACAGCUCCAAACUCCGGAAAUCUCAUCUAGGGGCCUCGGAACUCCUCGUAUCUGGGUUUCGAGAAUUAGUGAAUCCACAACAGGAUGUAGAGACAGCUUCGACAUCGCGGAAUACCACCUACAGCUGACUACACCUAACAGCUCCUUCUUCUCCCACCUGGAUAGAUUGGAAGCAGGAGAACAACUAGUGGGCAAGGGGUGA